Manihot esculenta (cassava) is the source of this 1442-nucleotide messenger RNA. Its product is annotated as probable WRKY transcription factor 15. The record is from RefSeq and is a predicted model, not a curated record. The transcript is spliced from 3 exons. Gene Ontology annotation, biological process: regulation of DNA-templated transcription. Bases 143 to 1174 code for a protein of 343 amino acids. NCBI's taxonomy places the organism in Eukaryota, Viridiplantae, Streptophyta, Magnoliopsida, Malpighiales, Euphorbiaceae. Gene Ontology annotation, molecular function: sequence-specific DNA binding; DNA-binding transcription factor activity.
ACCAAACUACAAGGGAGGCGAAGACCUUUCUCUCCCUCUCUGCCCUUUAUCAACAGCCCAUCUCUCUUCACUUUCUUUUCACUCACUUUAAUCUCUUUCUUUUUUCUCUUCUCUUUUCUUUCAUGGUCUUCUUUCAGUAGCCAUGGCUGUAGAGCUCAUGAUGACAUAUAGAAACGAUGGUUUCGCUGCUAAAAUGGAAGAGAACGCCGUCCAAGAGGCUGCUUCUGGGCUUGAAAGUGUCAACAAACUCAUCAGACUUCUCUCGCAUCAGAAUCAAGAAAAUAUUCAAUCUUCAUCUUCUUCUCCAAGUUCAAGAUCGUCCAUGGAUAUAGAGAUGGAUUGCAAGGCAGUUGCAGAUGUUGCCGUUUCUAAAUUCAAGAAAGUUAUUUCUCUUCUGGGUCGAACCAGAACAGGCCAUGCUCGUUUUAGAAGAGCUCCUGUGGCUACUCCGUUCAGUAAUGCUCAGAUUAGCCAAGAAAAUCAAGUUCCUGCAAGUAAGAUUUAUUAUGCUACGCCGAUCCAGCAGAUUCCUCCGCCGCCUCCUCCUCCUCCUUCAGUUCCUAAUCAUUUCCAUGAUUAUUCUUCUAUGACGGUGAUGUCAAAGAACAAUGGGGUGACUAAUGACAGGAAAGAAUCGUCUACCACGAUCAAUUUUUCUUAUUCUUCUGCUGGGAACUCGUUUAUGUCUUCAUUGACUGGCGAUACGAUUGAUAGUAAACAGCCAUCGUCUUCAUCAGCGUUUCAGAUUACCAAUCUGUCUCAGGUUUCUUCAGCGGGAAAGCCUCCACUGUCGUCUUCUUCCUUGAAGAGGAAGUGUAGUUCUGAAAAUUUGGGUUCUGGAAAGUGCAGUGGUGGGUCUUCUGGUCGUUGCCAUUGCUCUAAGAAGAGAAAAUUGAGACUGAAGAGAGUUGUGAGAGUUCCAGCAAUUAGCUUGAAGAUGGCGGAUAUUCCCCCGGAUGAUUAUUCCUGGAGAAAAUAUGGACAGAAACCCAUCAAAGGUUCACCGCAUCCAAGAGGCUACUACAAGUGCAGUAGCGUGAGAGGUUGCCCAGCACGUAAGCAUGUGGAGAGAGCUCUGGAUGAUCCCUCAAUGCUUAUAGUCACCUAUGAAGGAGAGCACAAUCAUACGCUCUCCAUUGCAGAGACAAGCAAUCUCAUCCUAGAAUCCUCAUAGAUUAAUCACCAUCAUCAUCAUCUUCAUCCCAGCAUCAACAAAGAACAAAAUACAAGUGGGAUUGUAGUUUUAUUUCAGCCUUGAGUACUGUAGGAAGGGCAAAAAGUUUGUAGUGACAGUAGCUAGUGAGAUCUGUGGAAAUUGAGGAUUCAAAGAAACUUUCUCAAGCUUUAAUCUCAAAGGAGGUUAGUGGGGUUUGGUUCAUUUCGUUUCUCUCUGUAAAAUAUUUUAAAUUCCACAGCUGUCUUAAUUUUUAUUUAUUUUUUCA